Messenger RNA from Mesorhabditis spiculigera, 615 nucleotides. NCBI's taxonomy places the organism in Eukaryota, Metazoa, Nematoda, Chromadorea, Rhabditida, Rhabditidae. The record is from the annotation of a GenBank genome assembly.
AUGACCUACAAACUCUACUACUUCAACGGCCGCGGCGUCGCCGAGCCGGCCAGACAGCUGUUCAAGCUCGCCGGCAAGGAAUUCGAGGAUGUGCGAUACACGCACGACACCUGGCCAGCCCACAAGUCCGAGCAGCCCUUCGGACAGCUGCCCGUCCUCGAGGUGAACGGCCACAAGAUCGCCCAAUCCGGCGCCAUCUUCCGCUACUUGGCCAAGGAGUUCCAUCUUGGAGGCAAGGACCACAUUGAGCAAGCCCUCGUCGACUCGUUCUUCGAGCUGUACAAGGACUACGUUUCGGAGGCCCGCAACUUCUUCUACAUUGCCCGCGGUAUGCGCGAGGGCAACAAGGAAGAGGCCCACGAGAAGGAAUACGUGCCCGCCCGCGACAAGUUCUUCGGGGCCCUCGAGAAGCAGCUGAAGAACAACGAUUCUGGAUUCUUGGUUGGAUCCAAUGCCACCUAUGUUGAUCUUCAAGUGGCUGAUCAUGUUCACUCCGUGUUGGCACUUAACGCCCACGAGCUCGACCAGUUUCCGGAGGUCCUGAAACACCACAAGAAAAUCGAAGCCCUUCCCCAGAUCGCCAAGUGGAUCAAGGAACGCCCAGCUUCCGAUUUC